Aspergillus pseudotamarii is the source of this 2172-nucleotide messenger RNA. Its product is annotated as glycoside hydrolase family 154 protein. The record is from RefSeq and is a predicted model, not a curated record. The transcript has a single exon. Bases 60 to 2132 code for a protein of 690 amino acids. NCBI's taxonomy places the organism in Eukaryota, Fungi, Ascomycota, Eurotiomycetes, Eurotiales, Aspergillaceae.
CUUCAGGCCUUCACAGAUAUCAAUCAAAACACCAGGGCUUGUGAACCCACUCAAAAUCAAUGCCUCCUCUUCAUGGAUUUUCUGACAACCCAUUCCGUGAUAAAAAUGAUGUGGUCGUCGCGACUAAGGCUCUUGUCCAAGCUCUUGAACCAUAUUUCUCGCCAGGGCGAGCGCGGGUACAACUACCCAUUUACUCAGGGGCACAUUUCGAUGAAGCAGCGGCAGACCUGGAGGGAUUUGCACGACCUAUCUGGGCUAUAGCUGCUGCGUCCACGGAGUCCUCCAAUACGGCGGACCCAACGCUCAAGGAGUACGCGGAGCGCUUGGUAUCAGGACUUGUCAAUGGAGUUGAUCCAGCCCAUCCCGAAUACUGGGGGGCAAUAGACGACUGGGACCAACGCAUGGUAGAGGCGGAGGCAAUCUCAUUUGCCCUCCUGUUAGCUCCGACGACGUUCUAUCAGCCUCUAUCAGCUCACAAUCGCGGUCAUUUGGUCAAAUGGCUCUCCGGCUUGAACGGGAAAGUGAUGCCCAAAAAUAACUGGCGUUGGUUUAGGAUAUUUGCCAACCUUGCUCUGCAUAGGGUUUGUGGUAUUCCUUACGAGAAUGUGAAAGAAUCAAUCCAGGAAGACUUUCAUCUUCUCGACACGUUUCAGCUGGGCAAUGGAUGGGCUGCAGAUGGCCCUUGGAGAAAGGAUGCGACCGAGGGAGAAGAAGCGUAUGGUCGCCAGGCCGACUAUUAUUCCGGAAGCUUUGCCAUUCAAUUUAGUCAACUGCUAUACACUAUCUUUGCGGCUGACUUAGAUCCCGAGCGUGUAUCUCGAUACAUCCACCAGGCGAGAGAGUUCGCAAAUCAGUUCUGGAGAUAUUUUGACAAGGAUGGUGCUCCCAUUCCAUUUGGUCGAUCUCUCACCUAUCGGUUUGCCAUGGGCGCGUUCUACGCAGCAUUUGCGAUGGCUAAAGCCUACGAUUCCUCAAGCCCUUACACAUCUCCCGGAUUUGUCAAGGGAAUGCUCCUGCGUCAUUUGAGGUGGUGGGCCACACAUUCUGACAAUGUCUUUGCUUUGGACGGAACCCUCACCAUUGGCUACCUAUACCCUAAUAUGUUUAUGUGCGAGGAUUACAACUCACCGCAGUCGCCGUACUGGGCUAUGAAGAGCUUUGUCAUACUCGCAUUGUCUACCAAUGAUGACUUCUGGAUGGUAGACGAGCUCCCCCAUCCCUUGGCCUCCGUUGGUGAAACGAAAUCACUCGCGUCGGGGGUGCAGUUGCUCUCACCACCUUUUCAGAUAUUGUGUGAUCACCCUGGGGGCCAGCAUCAUUUCAUGAUCUCCGGUGGUCAGUAUUGUGUCUGGCCCCUCAAGGCCACGCAAGCCAAGUACAGCAAGUUCGCGUAUUCCUCUGCGUUUGGUUUCAGUGUUCCAACUGGGCUAUUAUUAACACAGAUUGCCCCGGACAGCACCCUCGCUAUCAGUGGAGACAAUGGGGAGACCUGGAUCACUCGAUGGCAAACAACUGCCAAUCCUACUAUUGAGACCCUCCUAAUCAACAAUCAGGAUGUGCAAUGUCUACGCAGUGGAUGGAGGCCCUGGCGGUCAGGCAGCAUAGAGAUCCAUACACUCCUUAUUCCUCCAUGCGAUCAGCGGCCCGAUUGGCAUAUUCGAGUCCACCGUAUUCGCAAUACUCAGCCCGGAUCUUCUGCCAUGGUAACGCUUAGACUUGUUGAGGGCGCCUUCUCGAUAGAAGUCAAACAGCCACGUCGCAUGCCCAUCUUGACCGAAGGCUGGGGUGCAACAGCAGACAGCUUAGAUGCCGCCCUUGGGGGUCGCAUGGAAUGUGACACAAGUUCACUAGUUAUUGGUGACGGCGACAUUAGCGGCAUAAAGAAUCUGUUCGCUUCGGAGUGUUCACUAGAAGGCAAAGUGCUUAAGCCGGAUCCAAACACGAAUUUGAUGACACCGAGAACGUUGAUUCCAACUAUCGAGCAUGAGAUCUGCAGUAUACCAGGGCGGGACACAGUCAUCGCUAAUGCUAUAUUUGCUAUUAGCAAAGGGCAGAGACGGUUUAGCCGGCAGGAAAUGUUCGAGAGGUGGUGCCAGCCUCCUCAAUUGCCAGAAGAAAUCUUGACCCUCUAACACAUGUAGUGCAAUCAGACAAGGCUUUUCAUCCGCUAGC